Aquila chrysaetos chrysaetos is the source of this 2893-nucleotide messenger RNA. It is a transcript of the gene SAP30BP, whose product is annotated as SAP30 binding protein. The record is from RefSeq and is a predicted model, not a curated record. The coding region runs from base 27 to 962 and encodes 311 amino acids. Lineage: Eukaryota; Metazoa; Chordata; Aves; Accipitriformes; Accipitridae. Gene Ontology annotation, biological process: regulation of DNA-templated transcription. Gene Ontology annotation, cellular component: nucleus. The transcript is spliced from 11 exons.
GAAGUCCGCCGCGGCGGAGGCGGAAGAUGGCGGCGGCGAAGCGGAGCGUCCUCUCCUCGUUGGCGGUUUAUGCUGAGGAUUCGGACCCGGAGUCGGACAGCGAGGCCGGCACGGCGGGAAGCGAUGGGGGAGCGGCUACGGGAGAGAAAGGAGGCCUCGUCUCGGUUGGGUACGGAGACGACGACUUCACCCGUCUGGAGGGGGACGAGGACGGGUAUGAAGAAGAGGAUGAUGAGAACAGCAGGCAGUCAGAAGAUGACGAUUCAGAGACUGAAAAACCUGAGGCUGGUGACCUAAAGGAAUUCUCAGAACUGGAGAAAAGAGAUCCUCAGGAGCUAGUUGCUUCUUUUUCAGAGAGAGUGCGGAACAUGUCUCCAGAUGAGAUCAAAAUCCCUCCUGAGCCUCCUGGCAGAUGUUCUAACCACUUGCAGGAUAAAAUUCAAAAGCUGUAUGAGAGGAAAAUAAAAGAGGGCAUGGAUAUGAAUUACAUCAUUCAGAGGAAAAAGGAGUUCCGCAACCCCAGCAUCUAUGAAAAGCUGAUCCAGUUUUGUUCAAUUGAUGAACUCGGUACAAAUUAUCCAAAGGACAUGUUUGAUCCUCAUGGCUGGUCAGAGGAUUCAUAUUAUGAGGCACUAGCUAAAGCCCAGAAGAUUGAAAUGGACAAAUUGGAGAAGGCCAAGAAGGAACGCACAAAGAUUGAAUUUGUGACUGGCACUAAAAAGGGUACAACAACAAGUGCUGCUUCUACAACAACCACAACAGCCAGUACCACUGUAGGAGAUGCCCAGAAGAGGAAGAGCAAGUGGGACUCAGCCAUCCCUGUAACAACGAUAGCUCAGCCCACCAUCCUCACCACUACUGCAACGCUGCCAGGUGUCGUCACAGUGACAACUAGCGCAAGUGGAUCCAAAACUACAGUCAUAUCAGCUGUUGGCACCAUUGUGAAAAAGGCAAAGCAGUGACUGGUGUGCUGUGCCUGGAUUUUCGGACUUAAUUGUCAUUGAAGCCAUUGUUCUCGGAAGGGAGGGGUAGCUUUCGCCUUUGGUAAAAGAUGACAAGAUUCUUUGAAACAGACCACAGUUCCCAUUUGAAAGAAUGGGGGCAGGAGCAGGCAUGCCAGCUGUGUGCCCACAGGAAUGGACCUCUGCCGAAAAUGCCUCUGCCUUUUCUUGCUGUGGGAAGAACCAGUCUCUGUGUGUUGUGCUGGAGGAAGGUGGUAUCUGGAGUCAGCUUGUAAAAGUUAGCUUAUUAAAUUACUGCGUUAGGGUCUUACCCUACUUGCAAGUCUGGUUUGGGGGGGCGGGGGGGAAAGGCAAGUAGUGAAGGAGUAUCAGUAUUACCCUUGUGUAUUCCAGGUCACGCUCAAAGGCUGCUAGCAGGUUGUGAUAUGUGCCUCCCUUGCAUACGCUCCAAGGGGAUUAAAGCAGAGACAAUUGGUUAGUGUCCAUCGUCAAAUGUGUAGCAGAGACUUGGAGUGAUCUACAUCUAUGAAUUUGGACUCACUCUUUGUUAUAGUACUGACAUCUGUACCUGUGUGCAUAUCUGUGUAGAUCUUUGUGACCACAUGUUAAAUAGUUGAACUAUUGAGGAAACUGUGCUGAAAUAGUCUUGUAAGAUUUCUAUGCAGAACCCACAAACUGUAGAGGUUUGAUUUGUGAACUCAUUUGCAAAGACCUGUGCAGAAAACUCUUCCAUUGCCAUGGAAUGAGACUGGACAGCAGAUAAGCAGAGGAGAGUGAUCUUAAUUGUGAUAUUGUCCAUCUUUGUACUAGGUAGUGAUGUACUGUGAAAUGCACACAUGGCAGUUACUGUUUGCUCCACUGUUGUGAAAAAGUAUUUUCAGUUAAAAAUUUUAUUGUAUAAAUCUUCUUACCUGUGUAGCAAAAGAUUAUUAUAAAAAUGGAAAAGUCUUUAAAAAAACCCUGGUGUCAUUCAUGUGUCUGCAUUUCUCAUCUCGGUGAGGGAGAAUCAGUAUCCAUUUGUUGUGCUUUGGUUUACAGCUAUCAUUAGGUGAGUAUGUAAUAAUUCUAUGAGAGUGGGGGUGGCAUGAAAGCUUUUUCACUUUUUUUUUUUUUUUUAAUCUCAGACUCUGGGGAAAAAAAAAUGGAGGAUUAAACUGAUUUUGACUGGAGAUACUUUUGUUGUAGAGGAUGUUCUGAAAUAGUUGGUAAUUCAGCUGUUCUUAAUGUUAUUUUUUUUCAAACCUAUUCCUGCAUCUUAAAUGUCUUCAAAAGGUACCUUCUAGUACUAGCACCUAGGUCUUUCAUAAAACUUUCAUCUAUAGCGGCUGAUCUCCUAAAAAGGAGGUCAACAGCAAUGAAGUGGUUUGCUCAUUGUUUUGAGGUAGGUGGGAUAAAUAGCUUGAAUGGUUCCAUUUGUGUAGAGAAACAGCUGCUAACAUGGACUUUUUUCUUCUUUGUAGUGGUCCCUCCAGAUUAUUUAAAUGGUCUUUAAUUCGUAGAUCAUAUUUUUCAGAUUCAGUAGUUGUUCUGUUUCCCAUUGUUUUAAAUUUCUACCCAAAGCCUGUUUUUUCUAGUGCAUAAGCAGUGAUAGGAAAGACACUUGCCAGAUCAACGAAAGUGUAAGUUUCUUAGAAUUCAGUGUUGCUUUUUCAGGUUUUUUUAUAUACCUUAUGUCACUCCUGAUCCAGACUUUGCAUUUAUGGAGACUUAAGGAAGAAAUAAGAGGUUGGUUUCCCGCUUUUAAAUCAUUUCAAAAUGUGCUAAACACUUUGUCCUGGCAGUCAUUUUAGCUUUAAAAAAACCCGAACUGUGUAUCCAGGAAUGCUCAUGGGGGAGAAACCAGGGAACUGAUGAGACUGUAGCAUGGGAAGUUGGGGAUGUGGUGGAAUUGCUCUUUUUAAAUCAAUAAAAUAUUGAAACACAUGAAAAUA